AUGAACGGUUACGGCUCUCCCUACAGCCAGCCUGCCUCGGCUUGGCAAGAGCACCAUACCCCCGAUGGACGAGCCUACUACUACAAUGCGACUACCAAGGUCACUCAAUGGACCAAGCCUGAGGAUAUGAUGAGCUCGGCCGAGCGCGCCCUUGCGAACCAACCCUGGAAGGAGUACACGGCGGAGGGAGGUCGAAAGUACUGGUAUAAUACUGAGACGAAGCAGAGCUCAUGGGAAAUGCCCGACGUUUAUAAGAACGCGCUCGGCGCAACGAGCAAGCCCGCGACCCCAGCUUCCGCGACUCCCUACACGCCUCCCGCCAGCGCCGGUGGUGGUGGCGGAUACUCUCACGGCUACGACCAGCAUCGCGACCAGCGCGACGUCUAUCCCGAGUCCCGACAGAUCACGUACGGAAACGAUCCCAAGGUCCAGGCUUUUGUCCCCGCCACCAAUGACCCCGAAUAUGCAACGGCUGAGGAGGCUGAGGCUGCCUUCACCAAGCUCCUGCGACGAAGUGGGGUCCAGCCAGAUUGGACCUGGGAGCAGGGUAUCCGAGCAACUGCCCGAGAUCCUCAGUUCCGCGCCAUCAAGGAUCCCAAGGAUCGAAAGGCCGCGUUCGAUAAGUAUUGUCAGGACAUGGUCAUUCAGGACAAGGAGCGCGCCAAGGAAAGGUUAACGAAGCUCCGGGCUGACUUCGAGACUAUGCUUAAGAGGCAUCCCGAGAUCGUUCACUACACCCGCUGGAAGACUGCCCGCCCCAUCAUCGAAGGCGAGACCAUUUUCCGUUCUACCAGCGACGAGGGUGAACGUCGUCAGCUGUUUGAAGAGUACAUCAUCGGGCUUAAGAAGGCGCACGCCGAGCAGCAGACAUCCCAGAGGAAGAACGCUAUGGACGGACUUAUUGAUCUUUUGCCCAAGCUCAACCUGGAACCGUACACUCGCUGGGCUGAUGCUCAAGGUAUCAUCUCAUCCACCCCGCCCUUUCAGAAUGACGAGAAGUACCAGGCUCUCACCAAGUUUGACAUCUUGACUGCCUUUCAAAACCAUAUGAAGGCCCUGGAGCGCAAGUUCAACGACACCAAACAGGAGGAGAAGAACAAGAAGUUUCGCAAGGAGCGUAAGGCGCGAGAUGCGUUCAAGGCUCUCCUCGGUGAGCUUCGCCGAGAUGGCAAGAUCAACGCCGGCACGAAAUGGAGCCAGAUCUUCCCUCAUAUUGAGAAAGACGAACGAUACCUCAACAUGCUUGGUCAAGCUGGCUCGACUCCUCAGGAGCUGUUCUGGGAUAUUGUCGAAGACGAAGAGCGCGGUUUGCGCGUACCCAGGAAUGACGUGCUCGACGUUUUGGAAGACAAGCGGUUUGAUCUCACGCCUACGAGCGAUUUUGACGAGUUCCUCUCCAUCAUGAACGAUGAUCGACGGACUGCUAACAUUGAACCCGAUAUUCUCAAACUCAUUUUUGAUCGACUACGCGAGAAACGCUCAUCCAAGCGGGACGACGAUCGCCACUCUGAGCGCCAUCAACGUAGAGCCGUUGACGAUCUGCGCGCGUACAUGAAGCGCAUGGAACCACCCAUCACUUCGAAUGACACGUAUGACAAGGUACGACCUCGACUUCUCAAAUCAGACGAGUUCCAGGCCAUUACUUCCGAGGACGCUCGACGAAGCGCCUUUGACAAGCACAUUCGACGGCUUCGAGAAAAGGAAGAGGAAGCAGACCGAAGCUACCGACGGCGUGAUCGCAUGUCUAGCGAGCGGGACUUGCACCGUCGCGAGAGGGACCGAUCCAGAGGUGAGCGAUCUCAUCGAAGCGGUGGACGUGGUUCUCGACGUAGUCGCAGUCCGGAGCCAGAUGCCUACGAAGCGGACAGACGCAAGGCCAUUGCUGAGCGAGAGCGUAACCAUCGGAAAUCGACCAUGGCAGAAGGCCUUUUGGGAUCUGACCGAGGUCGCCUAUCGCCGCCGCCACGCCGCGAACGGGAACGGGAGCGCGAUCGGGAGCGAGAACGAGACCGAGACUACGACCGUCACUCUCGCUCACGUCGCGAUGACGAUGGCCACUACGAGCGUGAGCGGAGAGACCGGGAAGACGAGCGCGAGAGGCUGUAUCGCCGACGUAUUGACCGAGGUUCGUAUGAUGAGCUUCCUUAUGAUGAGCGCCCAUCAGGUUCUCGACGCCGACGUCCUGAUGACGAAGACGACUACACUCGCCGCGACUCGCGAGACUCCAAGCGAUUGAGAAGAGAUCGAUCAAGGGAGCGUACUCCUCCACCGCGUGCUGAGCCGCGCGUUGUUGAAGAGCGCCCUCGCAAAAAGACACCUCCACCCCCAUCCAAGGACGUCCAUUCCGGAAGCGAGGAGGGCGAGAUUGAGGAGGAUUAA
This is a messenger RNA of Fusarium vanettenii 77-13-4, 2379 nucleotides long. RefSeq lists its product as uncharacterized. Gene Ontology annotation, cellular component: U1 snRNP; U2-type prespliceosome. Gene Ontology annotation, molecular function: protein binding; RNA binding. The record is from RefSeq and is a predicted model, not a curated record. Bases 1 to 2379 code for a protein of 792 amino acids. NCBI's taxonomy places the organism in Eukaryota, Fungi, Ascomycota, Sordariomycetes, Hypocreales, Nectriaceae. The transcript is spliced from 5 exons. Gene Ontology annotation, biological process: mRNA cis splicing, via spliceosome.